Helicoverpa armigera (cotton bollworm) is the source of this 1426-nucleotide messenger RNA. RefSeq lists its product as uncharacterized. The coding region runs from base 75 to 1226 and encodes 383 amino acids. The record is from RefSeq and is a predicted model, not a curated record. Lineage: Eukaryota; Metazoa; Arthropoda; Insecta; Lepidoptera; Noctuidae. The transcript has a single exon.
GGUAUGUUUACAACAAUUCAAGUGAAUCAUUGUCGACGGCAGAUUUAUAUAGUUAUGUGUUCAUUUCCAUCGAAAUGUCCACCAAAAUAACUAGUUUUGCUCCUCCAUGCUCAAGUGAACGAUGUAAGGAAAAGGCUCCUCCUAAAGGUAUCCUACAAAAAACUGACAGGAGCCACAAACCUGCGCUUAAAAAAGUCCUGACGUCGAAGAAGGCCAUUUCAGCAUGCACGGAGAGCAAGAGUUGUUCCAGCGGGGUGAGUACCAAAAAGAGUACUGCGAAGCCUAAGAAAUUAACCAAAUCAGACUCCACGGUCACUAUCCAGAAGUCCGAAAAUGGUGAUGUUGUGGACUACUGCAAGAGGUGUGGCGAUAGUAAGAGCAACGGUGAAGUUCGGGACAAAAUCGGAUCAAUCAUGAGUGCAAUGAACGUAAAAUGCGUCAAAAAUGAUAAUAAGGUUAAAAAAAACUGCAAAAAAUCAUCCAAACCAGUCCAACAAUAUUACAAAAAUGAAAAUUUCUAUGUAUGCGAUGAAUCUUCGCGUGAAACUCCAAAUAACAAUAAUAAGAAAACAUCUCUGGACACCAUCAAAGAAGUCUCUGAGAUGCAUUCAGUGUCUGAAGACUCCAUUUUCAGAAUAUAUUCAGACUCUGAUGACGACGUUACUUUUAUAGACCCAGGCAAUGAUGAGAACAUUAGAAAACUGAAAGAAUUUCGCCAAAAAAACUAUUUUGAGUGUCAUUCAGCAAAAUCUAGAAUAAAUUCCAAAGUGAGUGCUACCAGUCUGACUGACCACAAAUGCGUCUAUAGAUUUUACUUGAACGAGCGUUUAUUCCCUGUUCCAUUGAAUACUGACUACAACAACAAAGUUCGCUGUGUGGAAUGCCAGCUGCCAAUGGAUGUCAAGCAAGAGUCUUCGGGUGAUAAAAUCAAUGGGACUAUACAAGCAAAAGUGAAGAUUGGUGCAAGCGACACACAGGACAUGCUUCUCCUUCUCCCAGUCAAAGAUUCUCUCAUCAUUGAAGAGAGAAGAAAAGAGAAUAAACAGAAAGAGGACUAUGUGUACUUCGGGAUUGUGAAACUAAGUUCUCAUGGUCAAUCCAUCUUCAACAGGAAUUUACCGGAGAAUUCCUUGGCUCUGAAAUAUCAAAAAGGUUAUCAAGAAUAUCAGGAUGAUGGCAGAUAUCAGUAUAAAAAAAUAAAGGAGGAUGAUGUGAUUAUAAUAUAGUAUUUUCUCAUGGAAAUUUCUGGUAACGCAGACCAAUUUUGCUAUUUUGCCAUUCACCGCUUAAAUUGCAGCUUUGGUUCAAACAAAUAUGUUGUUUAUGAUUUCAAGGAUGUUGAAGGUAUCUAUGUUAUUAUGAGCCAAUUGCCUACUUAACUGUAUAUUAUUGAUAUUAUAAUAAACUUGAGUUUGUUUUCGUUGCA